Messenger RNA from Opisthorchis viverrini, 1933 nucleotides. RefSeq lists its product as hypothetical. Bases 90 to 1691 code for a protein of 533 amino acids. Gene Ontology annotation, biological process: regulation of proteasomal protein catabolic process; proteasome-mediated ubiquitin-dependent protein catabolic process; protein deubiquitination. The transcript has 9 exons. The record is from RefSeq and is a predicted model, not a curated record. Gene Ontology annotation, molecular function: protein binding; cysteine-type deubiquitinase activity; proteasome binding. NCBI's taxonomy places the organism in Eukaryota, Metazoa, Platyhelminthes, Trematoda, Opisthorchiida, Opisthorchiidae.
UUAAAGGCCAUACUCGCGACGCGGUUCUGGUCACUCACGUUCUGUCUUCCAGCUUUCUUUUGUGGUCUUGUAUUUGUACUUACCGCAACAUGCCUGUCUUCAAAAUUAAUAUCAAAUGGCAGAAAGAACGCUACAAGGACGUUGAGUGCAACACAGAUGAAAGUCCUGAAAAAUUCAAGGCCGUUCUCUUCUCGCUCACUGGUGUUCCUCCUUCCAGGCAGAAAGUAAUGAUGCCUGGAAAAAUACUGGGUGAUGAAAACUACGAUGGGAUAAAAUUGAAGGAUGGGGCUACGGUAAUGUUAAUGGGAACUGCUGAUGAGAUUCCUCCGACCGAGCAAGCCUAUGUUUCAACAGAAGAACCAGCAACCACAAACGAAUGCACUCUGCGACUUCCUUUUGGUUUGGUGAAUUUAGGGAACACUUGUUAUAUGAAUGCCGCUAUCCAACUUCUAUACUCAAUCCCGGAAGUUCGCACAGCUCUGAAAAUCUUUUCUCCACCCCAGUCUGCUAUGGGCUUAAAUUCCCCUGAAUCCCUUGUCAUCAACAUGCGCUUGCUUUUCAAUUCGAUGGACAAAGCGGAACAGCCGGUUAUUCCGGCAGUUUUUGUAACCUGCCUGCGCAAUGUGUGUCCUCAAUUCGCUACACGUCUUUCGAACGAGGGUGAAAAAGGCAACGAUGGAAGCUUGCUUUCAAUGCUCGGGGCACGUUUCGCCCAGCAGGACGCCAACGAAUGUUGGGUUGAACUGAUGCACGCACUGCAACGCGUUCAGAUCAAUCCGUGCACUGUUACCUCACUUCCCGAAAUAUUCGAAAAUACACGGUCGUUAGGGUCCUGGAAUUUGGUUGAGCGAUAUUUCACCGGGCACCUUCUUUGCAAACUAACCUGUACAGAAACGGAGGAGGAAGCAACAGAAACACGGGAGACAUUCACACAGUUGUCUUGUUUCAUAAACCAAGAUGUCAAGUUCCUUCACACAGGUAUUCGCAACGGAUUCGAAGGUACUGUUACGAAGCACUCUGCCUCUCUGGGAAGGAAUGCUGUGUACAAAAAGACUUCCGUACUGACGCGCCUUCCUGCUUAUUUGAGUAUCCAUUUUGUACGCUUUUUCUAUAAGGAGGACAAACAUCUGAACGCAAAAAUUCUCAAAGAUGUCAAGUUCCCUCUGGAAUUGGAUCUGUUUAGCUUCUGUUCUGAAGCACUACAGAAGGACCUCAUCCCUAUCCGAGAAAAAAUGCGGCAACAAGCAGAUUACGAGGUCCAUAGCUUUUCAAAGGAACAAAAAACUGCCACUUCAACAAAAGAUUCAAAGUGUCCAAAUCCGGCAAAAAAUCCAGAACUUUUUGAACCAUAUUCACUACCUGAUGAUGUGGGUUCUAAUAACUCGGGUUUCUACGAACUCAUGGGCGUCCUGAGUCAUCAAGGACGAACUAGCUCUAGCGGCCAUUAUGUUGCUUGGGUCAAGGUUGAGGAAAAUUGGAUCAAGUUCGACGAUGAUACCGUGACAUGCGUAACUCCUGAAGAUAUCUUACGUCUUUCCGGUGGUGGGGAUUGGCAUUGCGCCUACGUACUUUUGUAUGGUCCCAAACGAGUCCUGAAGUCAAUUCCUCCUAUUGAGCCCGCUUCUUCAACCGUACAGAUGGAGGUGGGUCAAUCAGUCAAGGACGUUCACGGAGGAGACCGUACGGAUUGAUAGACAAUGGUCGCUUCUUUUGCACAUUUUAUGUUUCAUUGAUGAGCAAGAUGACGGAUACGACCACCGUGUUACCGCUUUUUUAUCCCUGUCAACUUGGAUCCGUUUACUGUUCUUUUAUGUGCAUGCUGAGCAUCAACUUGUACAUUUCGUUGCGUCAUCCCAUUAACCUUUUCCCGCCUUUUUCCACGUGUUAACUUUUUGGCUGUGCAAAAGUAUGAAACAGACGAUGUAAUAUGAAC